Guillardia theta CCMP2712 is the source of this 2787-nucleotide messenger RNA. RefSeq lists its product as hypothetical. NCBI's taxonomy places the organism in Eukaryota, Cryptophyceae, Pyrenomonadales, Geminigeraceae. The transcript is spliced from 2 exons. The record is from RefSeq and is a predicted model, not a curated record. Bases 1 to 2787 code for a protein of 928 amino acids.
AUGGACCAGCGUCCCCUGCCUUUCGGCGCGAGGGGAACAUGGCCACGGUGUGCGGAGAGGCCUUUCCGUGAAGUUCAGAAUGGAGUGAAGGGCUUUCUGGACAAAUUCUGUCUGGUGGAUGGUAAGGACUGGGAAGCAGGGUUCGUGCUGGGCCUUGUACACUCCUUGCUGUUUGUUCCGAUGCUAUCCUUCUACGAAGAACUCGACGAGACAACACAAGUGAAGCGCUUCACCGGAUCCCUUGGUGGCCUGGUUGAGCUAGGUCACAGCGAUCGAGUUGACAACGUGUUGCUGGAGUACAUCAUAGCGAUCGAGCUCUGCCGCAAGGAGGGUACACAUGUGCAAUCUAUCUUCCCCAUCCUCCUCAGUCCCCGCAGAGACGACGGCACCUUCUCCGAGUUCUUGUGGUCGAGCUUGCAGUUGUUGCCAGAAAAGCCCUCGCACCUGACCAACGAGAGAGCAGCCAUGAUUCUUGCCAUGCUCGACGUGGAGGAGAAGCAGAUUGCACAGAUGAAGCAGAGAAGCAUCAAGCAGACGGUCGAAAUGAUCCUCAAGCAUCAGGCCUGCAAACUGUCGGAUAUGAAGCAGGACGAUCAGGUGUACGACUUCUGUGCCCGCAAGAUACUCGAUGUUGUCCUCAGAGACAUCGAACGCCUGCAGCUGGACCCGAACGACUUCGCUUUCAAGACGCCAGGAGGCAGCGAGGUACUGCAGUGGCUCAAGGAGCGAGGUCUGCUGGGUCUGGCUCCCAUGCUUGUCAAGCAUCACGUAGACUCGCUGAACAAGGCGGCCAACCUCACCGACAGCGACAUCCUCGACAUUUUUCGAUCCGAGCGGAGCAAGCAAGACGAAAUGUCCUGCCCCAAGGGACAAGAGCUGUCUCUCCGUCUGGCUAUCGCAGAUCUCAGAAAGGACAAGCGGGCAAAGCCAUACUCGCAGCGACUGUUGGACUUCCGGGACUCAGCGACGGCCAUUGGAACAGCUGUGUGGACCACAAACGCGAUAGAGAUCGUCUGCUCCAAGUGGCAGGGGCAGUACAUGUUUGCUGUGCUGGCACUUGUAUGCGCUCUCAUCCCCUUCUUCACCCUGGGCGAUAAACUUCUAACCACCUGGCAGUCGACAGACUACCAUGUGGUGCUGUGGUUCAAGGUCGUCUACUACUUGCCUUUCUGGAUCUCAACCUCCCUUGUUCUCGUGAAAAGUGUUUACGAGGCGAGGUAUGUACGUCCGCACAAGGCCCGGGCCACCCUCAAGGCUCAAAGUUUCCGCUGGAACUUGUUGUUCUUGAUAGGAGUUGUCGCCGAGAUCGCUCAGAUUCUCGCAGGCCAGCAUGAGCCCGGCUGGACAGUGGCCGAUACCUUGAGUGUCAACGGAAUCGCCUUCGAGCUCAUGUUGUUUCUGCCAGCAUCUAUGCUCGUGUACCUGACUUUCGAGUAUCGAGAGGAGUACUGGGUGCCUAGUUGGCUGAUGCUUGCGAUCGUGGUAUCUGUCACGUACUCGUUCAUUUGGAGAGCGUUCCUGUGGUACUUCAUGACGACCGUCUUCGUCGCUGUCUUCACCUCCUCGCUCUUCACCUACUUUGUUGUCAUCCGGAUCAAGACGAUCGGGGAGGCUCGACGGAAGCUUGGUUUCAAUGUGAAGCGGUACCUCGAGGAAUGGAGUCACUGCCUUCAGGCAACAAGCAGCGUCGACGCCCCUGACGUAGGACGCGACUUAAAUCAUAAGGGAGUCGGUCGGGUCCUGCACAGCCGUCGGCUGCACCCGGUCAUGAGCGUUGAGCCGCAGGCCACUCGAGGAGCGCUAGAGGUCUUGUGGGAGAUGACAUCAGCCAUAGAGCUACAGCUAGAGCAGCAGUAUCGCUCCUGCCAAGCUCGCGUUCAUCCCUGGACACGAUUUUGGCAGGACAGGAACAAGGGCUUCGGGCGAUUCAAGAGCAAGGAAGGCGAGAGGGGGUACGGCAAGAUCAGGCAGCUGUCCUCAGACUUGGACCAGCUGUACCAGCAAGCAAGCACCAUCAACUCAGCUGUCCACGACCUCAUAGCUGAUCUCCUCACCCCGCUGCAGCAUCACAGCGGCAGCUCUCAUCUUGUCAACAAGUAUCCCAUGCUCGUCUACGGCCCCGUCAAGCAACCUCAACGCGCCAUCGAGAAGUGCGUGAGGUCGUACAGGCGCGACGUCGGAUGCCUCACUGACUUGGUUCGCUGCACUAUCGUGGCCGAAAGCAUGGAGCAGCUGCUGCAGGUUCUUCAUACGAUCCGAUUGCGAUCGGUCAUCGGCAUCGCGCCAGUCAAUCGGGACGAGGACUGCAAGCUGUCUGUGGAUGCAGCCAGUCAAUCCGCUAGCGAGAGCCUUCCGGCACAAGCUGGGAACCAAAGUUUCCUCUCACGCGCACAGCAGCUUGUCCUCAGCAGUCUCAGCAGCAGGAGCAGGAGAGAAUCAGAGGGAGAGAAGCAGCUGGAGCUGAUGAGGGGUGAGGAGCAGGAGCAGGAGGAAGGGGGCAAGAGCGAGAGGUUCUUUCGGAUAACGCAGGUUAAGAAUCGGUUUCACUCGGACAGCCAUCACUUCAAUCCUAUGACUGGCUACCGCGACCUCUCCCUCAACCUCGAAGUCGGAUGGACUUUCAGCCGAAACUCAGUCAUCUUUUUGCCUGUCGAGGAGUGGGAGCAGGGAGCGGUCGAUCGAUACAUCAUCGAGGUUCAGAUCCACUUCAAAGGUUUCUAUGACAUCAUGAGCAAAGCAGGCUUCCAUGACUUCUACUGCGAAUGGAGAGAUAUCAUGUCUCGCUAA